AUGACAAGCAAAUAUAUCUGUCCACCGGCUGAUCUUCUUCAUGGACUUGGGUUGAUUAAUAGGGACGCGCAAGCCAUCUUCGAAUAUGCUAAUGUUAAUGGUCUUAAACUUAAUCUCACCAAGUCCAAGGUGAUUAUAUUUGCUAGUCGAGCUCAUGUUAAUAAUAUAGAUAUUACCCUUCUACCACCGAUCAUUGUCGACCGAACACCUCUGCUAUUUUAUGGCGUUGAUGUAGGCGAAGUGUUGAUCCUUGUCCUAUUUGAUUUCAGCAAAGCUUUCGACACUGUCUCCCAUCAUUUGCUUCUUACCAAACUUAGGAAACUAGGCUUUUCUGAUCAAGCUUUGGAACUAAUUUUUUCGUACCUCACCGGUCGUCUUCAAGCGGUUGUGGAUUUGGAGGGCGUCUUCUCAGAAUGGCUAUCUGUCACCGCUGGCGUCCCGCAGGGAUCUGUCCUUGGACCGCUCCUUUUCUCUCUCUUCAUCAAUGAUAUCGGCGCGUUUCUAAGGUUCACAGAACAUUUGAUAUUUGCCGAUGAUACGCAAAUUUAUCGCAGGUGCCUCUUAAGUCAAUUAAAUGCCGGGCUGCAAUUUGUGGCGCAUGAUGUGAAUGUUGUCUCUGAAUUUGCGGCUGCAAAUGGACUGACCCUCAAUCUCAACAAAUCCAAGGUAUUAAUAUUUGGAAGCAAAGGUUAUAUCAAACAACUCAACCUCAAUGACCUUCCUCUUAUUUCCGUUGGUGGUAUUUCGAUUCCCUACGUUACCGAAGCGCGAAAUCUGGGCGUCAUUAUGAGAUCUGAUCUAUCUUGGGAUAGCCAUGUCUCCCAUAUCUCCAAAAGACUCCACUUUACGCUAUACAAGCUCAAGUUUCACAAAAACUCUUUAUCUCGUCAACUUCGUGUGAAACUUGUGACCGCACUCAUCUGGCCUUUGCUGGAUUACUGUUCUCUUGUGUACAAUGAUGUCACCGACGAGCUUGACACUAGAUUGCAAAGGCUUAUAAACUGUGCGAUUCGCUUCAUAUUCAAUUUAAGACGCGAUGAACAUAUCACGCCUCUUCGUCACCAACUGGGAUGGUUGUCCGUAAAGAACAGACGACUCUAUUUCUUGGGAAUCGAGAUGUAUAAGAUAUCCCGCGGCAUAUCUCCAGGUUACCUUUCCGACAUUUUCAUCAAACCCGAUUCCUUGAUCAGACGUUCGUCACGCCUGGUAGUGGAGCACGCAUUUCAAAUUCCCACCCAUAGGACGGAAACAUAUCAUAGAUCUUUCCAUCUCGCGGGUAUCUAUUUGUGGAACUCGCUUCCUUCAGAGAUUGUGUCCUCAUCGACUAUCAUUGAAUUCAAACGAAAGCUCCACAACCACAUCUUUUCCCUUGAGUCUGGUUCUGUGCCUGCUUCCACUCUGGGGCAAUCAAGCGUUUGA
Temnothorax curvispinosus is the source of this 1419-nucleotide messenger RNA. RefSeq lists its product as uncharacterized. The coding region runs from base 1 to 1419 and encodes 472 amino acids. The transcript has 2 exons. The record is from RefSeq and is a predicted model, not a curated record. Lineage: Eukaryota; Metazoa; Arthropoda; Insecta; Hymenoptera; Formicidae.